CAAACCCAAGUGGGUGGAGUGCCUCUAAUCUUUGAACUCUGAAACCAAGCCCACACUUCUCAUAAUCCGCCCACUGGUUUCUCUCUCUCUCUCUAAAUCUUCUUCAAUAUAUAUACCCCUUUCCACCCCUCUUCAAUUUUCUCAUCCAAACAUCCUCCAAUCCUUCUUCACUUUUCUUCUUACUUUCCCUUAUUUUCUCUCCAAGUUCCCGGCCUCUCCGCGCCGGGAUUCGGUUACUUCAUCACUUUCUCGUCCAAUUUUCUCGGGAAACUUUCUUACCACCACCCUACUCCUAUCUUUUCGCAGCUGGAAGGACCAUAUUACCCAACUGAGAUAAGUAAACUUGGUUUACUGUUGAGGGUAAUAUUGUCAUUUGACAAGUAGACAGCCGUUCUUUUACACUCAUCGUCCAUCGAGCUGGUAGGAAAAGAAGAAAAGAAGGCUGAGAAAGUCAAAUGGAGAUCCAGGAAAACCACGAUCAAGCUUCGUCGGAGACGGAGAGCGUCCGGAGCGGCCGGGUGGGUUUCAGCGGCCCAUUAAGUGGUCCACCAAGCGGCCCUCCGAGCGGUCCAUUGCUUGGUAACAAAAAGGGCAGCAAAAAGAGCGCGAGAUUCAAAAGCGAAGAGUACGUCGAAAUUACCCUCGACGUCCGUGAUGACUCCGUUUCCGUCCAAAACAUCAGGGGCGGAGAUCUAGAAACUUCCAUGCUCGCCAGCCGCCUCGAGAGGCAGCGCCCCUCCCUCGGUUCUCAGCUCUCCUUCCGGCUCCGACAGGUCUCCCAAGAGCUGAAGCGCAUCACCUCCUCCUCCUCAAAGAGGUUCAACAAGGAUGACCGGAGCAAGUCCAGCGCCACCCGCGCCCUUAAAGGACUCCAGUUCAUGACCAAGAACGUCGGAAACGAAGGCUGGUCGGCGAUUGAAAAGCGGUUCGAUCAAUUAUCCGUCAAUGGCGCCCUCCCCAAAUCCAGCUUCGGCCAAUGUAUAGGAAUGAAGGAUUCGAAGGAAUUCGCGAGCGAGUUGUUCGACGCGUUGGCUCGCCGGAGAGGGAUUACAUCAAAUUCGAUCACCAGGGCGGAGUUGAGAGAGUUUUGGGAGCAGAUCACCGAUCAAAGCUUCGAUGCCAGGCUGCAGACCUUCUUCGACAUGGUGGACAAGGAUGAUGACGGACGCAUCACUGAAGGUGAAGUCAAAGAGAUUAUCACGCUAAGUGCUUCUGCGAAUAAGCUGUCCAAGAUUCAAGAACGUGCUGAUGAAUAUGCUGCUCUAAUCAUGGAAGAGCUUGAUCCUGAUAACCUUGGAUACAUUGAGUUACACAACUUGGAACUGCUGCUUCUGCAAGCCCCAAACCCAUCAACAAACCUCACUACAAAUAGUAGAAUUUUGAGCCAGCUGCUCAGCCAAAAGCUAGUGCCAACCAAGGAGCCAAACCCCAUCAAGAGAUGCUUCAGGGGGAUUGAGUACUUCAUCGAGGACAACUGGAAGAGAAUCUGGGUGGUGCUACUAUGGCUUGCCAUCUGUGCAGGGCUGUUCACCUGGAAAUUCAUUCAGUAUAAGAACCGGGCUGUGUUCGAGGUCAUGGGGUACUGUGUCACAGCAGCCAAGGGCGCUGCUGAGACGCUCAAGUUCAACAUGGCUCUCAUCCUCUUCCCCGUCUGCAGAAACACCAUUACAUGGCUCAGGAGCAGGACCAAGCUGGGGAUGGCUGUUCCCUUUGAUGACAAUAUCAAUUUCCACAAGGUAAUUGCUUUUGGAAUAGCCCUUGGCGUUGGAGUGCAUGCAAUUGCACAUUUAACAUGCGACUUCCCUCGUCUGCUACAUGCUACCGAGGAACAGUACGAGCCAAUGGAGAAAUAUUUUGGUGAUGACCAGCCUCGCAGCUACUGGUGGUUUGUGAAGGGCACUGAGGGUUGGACUGGUGUGGUAAUGGUGGUGCUUAUGGCUAUAGCUUACAUAUUAGCUCAACCUUGGUUCCGCCGCAACAGGCUCAAUCUUCCGAAAACCCUAAAGAGGCUAACUGGAUUCAAUGCCUUCUGGUACUCCCACCACUUAUUUAUCAUUGUCUAUGUUCUCUUCGUCAUCCAUGGCUAUUACCUCUACCUCACCAAGAAGUGGUACAAGAAAACAACAUGGAUGUAUCUAGCUGUUCCAAUUAUCUUAUAUGCAUGCGAAAGAUUAAUUCGGGCAUUCAGGUCUGGCUACAAAAGCGUGCGGAUCUUGAAGGUUGCAGUAUAUCCUGGAAAUGUAUUGGCGCUGCAUAUGUCGAAACCUCAAGGAUUCAAAUACACUAGUGGGCAGUAUAUGUUUGUAAAUUGCUCUGCUGUCUCUGCAUUUCAAUGGCAUCCCUUCUCUAUUACUUCCGCGCCUGGAGACGAAUAUCUAAGCGUCUAUAUUCGCACCUUGGGUGACUGGACAUCGCAGCUGAAAACCGUCUUCUCCAAGGCAUGUCAGCCUUCAAAUGAGAAUCAAAGCGGUCUCCUAAGAGCUGAUAUGAUGAAAGGCGAAAACAAGCCCAGAUUACCCAAGCUCUUGAUCGAUGGCCCCUAUGGAGCUCCAGCACAGGACUACAAGAAAUACGAUGUUGUCCUCCUCGUCGGUCUUGGGAUCGGUGCAACUCCUUUAAUUAGCAUAGUUAAAGAUGUGCUUAACAACGUCACGCAAUACCAAGAACUUGAAGAAGGCAUGACAGAGAGCAAUGGAGAAAGAGGGAACGCAAGAAAACCUUUUGCCACAAGACGAGCCUACUUCUACUGGGUCACUCGCGAGCAGGGCUCAUUCGAGUGGUUCAGGAGUGUGAUGAAUGAGGUGACGGAGAACGACAAAGACGGUGUGAUCGAGCUUCACAACUACUGCACCAGCGUCUAUGAAGAAGGAGACGCUCGGUCUGCCCUCAUUGCAAUGCUUCAAUCACUCCAUCACGCCAAAAAUGGCGUAGAUAUAGUUUCAGGGACUCGGGUUAAAACACAUUUUGCUAGACCCAACUGGCGAAACGUCUUCAAGCGUGUUGCAGUCAACCAUGCCAAUCAAAGAGUUGGAGUGUUCUACUGCGGUGCACCUACACUGACCGGAGAGCUAAAGAGGCUAUCUCUGGACUUUUCCCGGAAAACAGGCACCAAAUUUGAUUUCCACAAGGAGAACUUCUAAAUUGUUUUGAUUAUUAGUUCUUCGUCUCACUGUAAUCCAUGCAAUGUCUUUUUUUUAUAUCUUAAUUUUGGUAUAGAUAUGGUUCUCAGAAGAAAUAGAGCUGUAAUAUAUAUGUAUUUUUACAGAUUUGUAUUCUUUUUACAUCAAGCAUUAGAAAUCAUUCAGAUGAAAAUUCUUGUAAUCAAGUAUUUUCGAAUUAGGGCAAAUUGUGAGAAUAAUAACAAUUUUUUCUUUGUACUAUCAAUAAGAGAUAUCCCAAGAUUCACAAUA
Vitis riparia (riverbank grape) is the source of this 3410-nucleotide messenger RNA. RefSeq names its product respiratory burst oxidase homolog protein B. Gene Ontology annotation, molecular function: peroxidase activity; calcium ion binding; NAD(P)H oxidase H2O2-forming activity. Bases 456 to 3140 code for a protein of 894 amino acids. The record is from RefSeq and is a predicted model, not a curated record. Gene Ontology annotation, cellular component: plasma membrane. The transcript has 12 exons. Lineage: Eukaryota; Viridiplantae; Streptophyta; Magnoliopsida; Vitales; Vitaceae.